Saprolegnia diclina VS20 is the source of this 1403-nucleotide messenger RNA. RefSeq lists its product as hypothetical. Lineage: Eukaryota; Oomycota; Saprolegniomycetes; Saprolegniales; Saprolegniaceae. Bases 221 to 1321 code for a protein of 366 amino acids. The transcript is spliced from 3 exons. The record is from RefSeq and is a predicted model, not a curated record.
CACGGUCCUCCGCCUCGACGCAGCCCUCUUAAGCAGCCUCUCAAGUGCUUCGUAAUACAUGAGCAUCUCAAGCGACGAAGACGACCGCAGCCACUCGCUCGCGAUGGAGGAGCUCCGGGUCGGCGAGCUCAUUGCGUACCACUGCGGGGCCUUCGUCGCCGGUGACCCGCGCGGUCGGCGCGAGUCGAUCGGUAUGCAGCAUGCCUAGAAUGAGGAACUCAUGGCAGGGGCGCUAGUCCUAAGCAUCUGCAGUGAUACCAAGGGCGAGUACCCGAUCAGCAUUGCGAGCAACGACAUUUUGACGCAAGACACGCUGAUCAAGCGAGUGCAGGACGUGGAUGGUUAUGCGAUCAAGCGCCCCAUGGGCAUGUGGCGCAAGCUCUACACGUUUACGAUGUUUCCCGGGCAGCACCGGACGGCCCAGAACGCCAGUACGAUCCUCAAAGCGGCGAUGAAGGACGUCAUCAAGGACUCAUAUGCAGCCGUCUAUGGCGAGACGACUGCAAAAAGAGCCAAGCGGGAACAGCCCAAGAAGCACCGCGCGGCUGAAACAUCCGACAUUAACAAGCUCCUCAAGCCCCUUCCGCUCGCCAACACGAACGUGCCGCCCGAGCUCAAGUGCAAGUACAAGACGUGCAACAACGGCCGGUCGCUCAAGAAGAACGGCGACCACCACAUGCUUUGCAACUACCACCGCAACAAAGUCAACUCGAUCCAGCGCACGUAUGCGGCCAAGCGCGACCAGGAAAAGCGCGAGCAGCGCAAGACGGAGCACAAGGACAAGGACGUCGCCGUCGCGCCUUCAACAAAUACCUCCUCCAAAAUGACCUUUUCCAAGUCGUCGACCGCCGCGAAGAUGGCUGCAAAGAAGCUGGACGCGUUGCCCGAGGAGUUUUUUGUGAGCGAGCUCCCGACGACGCCGGCCAAGACCAAGAAGUCAAAAUUCGUCCUCUUCACGAUGGAUGACCUCAUCGCGUCUGGGCCAUCAAGCAGCUGUAUCCGAUCGCCCCAAAACAGCAACCCGCGCCCAAUGCGUCAGCAGCCACGACCACCGAUGAAGAAGCCCGAGCACAAGCCAGCACUCGUGAACAUUGACGAUUUCCCGCCGGGCAAGACCAGCAACAAGCGCAUCUCUGACGACUGCAACGCGCGGCCCGCCAAGACGAAAGUAGGCCCGCCAAAAUGUGUGCUCGAACCGCUCAGCUCUGACGAUGCAUCUGGUGGGAUGAUCAAGUUUCUCGAGAUGCCGGAGAAUACAAAGAAAGGCGACUACAUAGCCAAGGUCCUCACCACUAAAACCAAGUGGCUCCAGGUCACAUAGACGGGUGACAAUUAAAUUCUAAGGCUUCGUUCGGUUCGCGGCAAUUAUUUUUUAAUCGAUUAUCGAAAUCGCCAUAUUGAUA